Molecule: messenger RNA, 858 nt
Organism: Pistacia vera
Lineage: Eukaryota; Viridiplantae; Streptophyta; Magnoliopsida; Sapindales; Anacardiaceae
Exons: 1
Coding region: 152-679 (175 amino acids)
Source: RefSeq, a predicted model, not a curated record
ACUCCACUGUCCUUUCCGCUCUUUAUAAAUCUUCUCAACCUCUCCUCUCUCUCCAUUCUUCUCAUACUUACACUCUACUCUUUACCCAUCUCUUAUUUUCUUUCACGUCAAAGAAAAAAAACUCCAAUUUCCCUCUCUAAUCUCUCCAACAAUGGCAGAGACUCCAUCCAAACGCCAGAGAGAAGAGACCCAGGUUGAGGAUAUUGAAGAAACGAAACGCCCCAAGUCGUACAACCACAUACUUUCUCUCCUUGAAGAUGAAGAAGACGAGUUAUCACCGGACUUGUCUUCUUUCAUCACAAACCUGCAACAAGAAAUCUCCUCUGACUCAACCUUUGACAAUACUCCACGUCCAAGCUCCACAGAGACCGACCAAGAAAACAACCCCACAACUGCUUCUAGUACAACGUUGGAAGAUUGUACGACAGCGUCUUCAACAUCUUCUUGUUCGAAAGAAGAUGAAGAAGAUGACAGAGAACGAGUUAUUAGGCAUCUUCUACAAGCUUCUGAUGAUGAGCUUGGGAUUCCAAAUAUGGAAGUUGGUGUGAGUAGCGUUGAGUAUGGUGAAAUAGGUUUCAAUGGCGGAGAUGGAGGGUUUUCUCUGGGUGAUGGAUUGUGGGAGCUUGAAGAUCAAACAGCUAACUACUAUGCCUUGUUACAGUCUCAAUUAUUCAUGUAGGACUUGUUAAAGUAAAAGGGAGUAAUAUUAGGGGCUCGAAAGUAAUUAGGAAAAGAAUGAGUGGGACUAAACAGAAAAAAUGGCGGCAUUAUUUUGGUCCCUCUUAUUUUGUAAAAAAAUCAUGUGUUCCCUAUUAUCUUUUUAGAAGAUUAAAAUGAAGAAGAAAAAAGUAACUCAUC